AUUUCUACUGCACAUAUCACUUAUCGUAUUGUUCGUAAAAUUUCCUCAGUUUACCUGUCGACAUCUGUGGAGUGUUUAGUUCAUAAGCAAAUCUGUUUAUGCUCAUUAGCCUACAUAUUACUUCGUGGCAGAGAAAUUGAAUCAGCGAGUCGCUAAUUUUAACGUUCAAGUAUUCGGAAAAAAAUUGUAUUUUUAUUCGAGAUUAAUUCGAUAGGUACCAAAAUAAGCUGUCAUGGAAAAAGUUUGUAAAUUUUGUGGUUCAUCUUCCCAAGAAGAAAUUCUCGGACCGUUUCGCCAAAUGAAUAAAACGCAUUUCCACUCGAACUGUUUGGCCUUCGCUAGUAAUAUUCGAAAAUACGCCGAUCAAGCAAAAAGUAUCGAAUUGGCGCUGCGUCGAGGUCGGAAUCGAAUUUGUACGUUUUGCGAGCAAAAAGGAGCAACGAUCGUAUGCAGCGAAAAAAAGUGCAAAACCAGUUUCCAUUUGAGUUGUGCAAUCAAGUCCGAACAAACUUUACAUCUGCAUUUUGAUAAAUUUGAGAGCUAUUGCUUGGACCAUAUUCCCCAUAAAUGUAUUUUCGAUUACGACCCCAUCGUUGGAAUUCGAACCGAGAAAUCGAAAUCGCAAUGCUGCCAGCAAAUAUAUUCUCACGACGAAUGCAUCAAAAAAUACGUCGAGCAAGGAAAAGCCACAUCAAAAUGUCCAAUUUGCUUCAAUGAGAAAAUUUUCAAAGAGUCUUUCGAAGCUGCUUUUGAUAUGAAAAUAUCACACAGAAGAGCCUCAUAUGCCCGACGCCAAAGCAUGACUUACGAUUUACAAUGUGCCAGCGAUAAAUGCGUCUGCCCCAAAGGAUCCCUUUUCCAUAUAGAAUACAGUGAUUAUGAACUUAUCUCCUGCGAAUAUUGCGGAUCCAGCGCAAUUCAUAAAAUUUGUGGAAAGGUUCAAAGCACUUGGAUAUGCAAGGCAUGUGAUACAGUAUCCGAACCACCUUCUGAAGCUUAUGACUAUUCCACUCCUGUCAAUAAAACCAAGAAACGGAAGAGAAAACUUGAAAUCUUGCAAUCGAAUAAAAAAUUAUCCGGAGACAAAAAUGCUUCUCCAUUUGGACCAGCUGAUAAAACGAAAAAUAGCACUCCUACGAUGCCUCAGCAGUUCGGAGUUGAGUUCAAGAUAAAGUUACCCAGGUAUAAAAAAAUGUUGCCAAAAAUCGACGAAGUUAAGACUCCCAACUUUCAAAUGAAAUUAAAGAAAACUCGUUGAUAUUUUUUUUUACACUUGUUGCGCUUGUUUUUAUACCUAUUGUUUUGAUUUUGUUUAUUUUCAUGUGUAGUACACAAUUUUGUAAUGUUUAGUACCAUUGUUGUAUAAUUACCUAGCGUAUUUUAAAAUUCAUUUUUUAAAUCGAGUUAUCUAAUUCAAGUCCACUGGUUAAUGUGAUACCUAUCGAAUUAUUGUUUUAUGAUAUUUGUUUUAUUUUAAUAAGUAUGUACGUUGAUUUAUUAUUAAGUUUGAGUAAGUGUUAUUAGAAUUUUUAAGAUAAUUUUGUUCGAAAAAUGUAUUGUAAUGUAGAUUAUAAGACGUAAGUAAUUUGUUGAAAACCCAUUUUUGUGAAUUUAACGCGAUUAAAAUGUAACAUCGAAUUUAUAA
This is a messenger RNA of Planococcus citri (citrus mealybug), 1645 nucleotides long. RefSeq names its product PHD finger protein 7-like. NCBI's taxonomy places the organism in Eukaryota, Metazoa, Arthropoda, Insecta, Hemiptera, Pseudococcidae. The transcript is spliced from 9 exons. Gene Ontology annotation, cellular component: nucleus. The coding region runs from base 233 to 1258 and encodes 341 amino acids. The record is from RefSeq and is a predicted model, not a curated record.